CUGCGCGAGCCGGACAUUCGGGAGCCGCCCGCUGCAAGGUCCCUGCGCUCGCGGAGCUCCCGCCGCCGCUGUCCUGGGGCGGCCGUACAAUCCUCGGCAGUGUCCUGAGACUGUAUGGUCAUCUCAGCCGCCGCGCCCUCCCGGACCCUGCCUCGCGCCGGCUCCGAUCCUUACAGCCACUUUUAUUUUUAAAUUUUUUUUUUUUUUGAAAAGCCAGAAAAUUGACUCCAGUUCGAGGGAAAAAGGAACUUCGGCUCCCUUCUCGCAGCUCCCUUUUCGUGUCUGACAACCUCCUCCCACUCCUUUCCCGACCCCGCCUCCAGGUGCAGGUUCCUCCCCGUCACCUUUCUCCACCCCCUUCGUCCGCACCUAGGCGGCGGGGCGCCCGCAAACUUCCACCCGAUCGUGCGGGGCGCUAGACCCGCGAACACUAAGGAGCGCUCACGCCCGCCCGAGUCUCGGGGAGCCCGCGCUGCAGCGGCUGCAGCCCCCACUGGUCGGCGAGGCCAGGUGCUCAGCGUCCCCGAGGGCCAGGGCGACAAUGACAGCUGACAAGGAGAAAAAGAGGAGCAGUUCCGAGAGGAGGAAGGAGAAGUCCCGGGAUGCAGCGAGAUGCCGGCGUAGCAAGGAGACAGAGGUCUUCUACGAGCUGGCCCAUGAGCUGCCCCUGCCGCACAGUGUGAGCUCACACCUGGACAAGGCCUCCAUCAUGCGGCUGGCUAUCAGCUUCCUGCGGACACACAAGCUCCUGUCAUCAGUUUGCUCUGAGAACGAAUCUGAAGUGGAGGCUGACCAGCAGAUGGAUAACUUGUACCUGAAAGCUUUAGAGGGUUUCAUUGCUGUGGUGACCCAAGAUGGUGACAUGAUCUUUCUGUCAGAAAACAUCAGCAAGUUCAUGGGACUCACCCAGGUGGAGCUAACGGGACAUAGUAUCUUUGACUUCACCCAUCCCUGCGACCACGAGGAGAUCCGUGAAAACCUGACUCUCAAAACUGGCUCUGGUUUUGGAAAGAAAGGCAAAGACGUGUCCACAGAACGGGAUUUCUUCAUGAGGAUGAAGUGCACGGUCACCACCAGAGGGCGGACUGUCAACCUGAAGUCCGCCACCUGGAAGGUCUUGCACUGCACCGGCCAGGUGAAAGUCUACAACAGCUGCCCUCCCCACAGCGGCCUCUGCGGCUACACGGAGCCGCUGCUGUCCUGCCUCAUCGUCAUGUGUGAGCCAAUCCAGCACCCGUCCCACAUGGACAUCCCCCUGGACAGCAAGACCUUCCUGAGCCGCCACAGCAUGGACAUGAAGUUCACCUACUGUGAUGACAGAAUCACGGAGCUGAUUGGCUACCACCCCGAGGAGCUGCUCGGCCGCUCGGCCUACGAGUUCUACCAUGCGCUGGACUCUGAGAACAUGACCAAGAGUCACCAGAACUUGUGCACCAAGGGACAGGUGGUGAGUGGCCAGUACCGAAUGCUCGCCAAGCAUGGGGGCUACGUGUGGCUGGAGACGCAGGGGACCGUCAUCUACAACCCUCGCAACCUGCAGCCCCAGUGCAUCAUGUGUGUCAACUACGUCCUGAGUGAGAUCGAGAAGAAUGACGUGGUGUUCUCCAUGGACCAGACCGAAUCCCUGUUCAAGCCUCAUGUGAUGGCCAUGAACAGCAUCUUUGACAGUAGUGACGAGAUGGCUGCAUCGGAGAAGAGCAACUUCCUGUUCACCAAGCUGAAGGAGGAACCAGAGGAGCUGGCCCAGCUGGCCCCCACGCCUGGGGACGCCAUCAUCUCGCUGGAUUUUGGGAACCAGACCUUCAAGGAGUCCUCAGCCUUUGGCAAGGCCAUCCUGCCGCCAGGCCAGCCGUGGGCUGCUGAGGUGAGGAGCCAUACUGCGCAAAGCGAGGCUGGAAGCCUGCCAGCCUUCAGUGUGCCCCAGGUGGCGGCCCCAGGGAGCAGCACCCCCAGUGCCACAAGCAGCAGUGGCUGUUCCACGCCCAGCAGCCCUGAAGACUACUACACAUCCCUGGGGGAUGACCUGAAGAUUGAAGUGAUCGAGAAGCUGUUUGCCAUGGACACAGAGGCCAAGGACCAGUGCAGCACCCAGACGGAUUUCAAUGAGCUGGACUUGGAGACGCUGGCGCCCUACAUCCCCAUGGAUGGAGAGGACUUCCAGCUGAGCCCCAUCUGCCCCGAGGAGCCACACCUGCCCGACAACCUGCAGCCCAGCCCCCAGCCCUGCUUCAGUGCCAUGUCAAGCAUCUUCCAGCCACUAGUGCCCGUGGCCUGUCCCAGCCCUUUUCUCCUGGACAAGUACCGGCAACAGCUGGAGGGCGAGAAGACAGAGCCGGAGCACCGGCCCAUGUCCUCCAUCUUCUUCGAUGCUGGGAGCAAGGGGCCCUCACCGUCGUGCUAUGGCCAAGCCAGCACCCCUCUCUCUUCCAUGGGUGGCAGAUCCAACACACAGUGGCCCCCAGACCCACCAUUACAGUUUGGGCCCACAUCAUGGCCUGUUGGGGAUCCGCACCCUGAGACCUUGGGGACAUCACCAUUGGGGCACCCUGCUGCCUCAGCCAUCUCCAUGUUCAAGAUGAGGUCUGCAAAGGGCUGCGGGCCCCGAGGCCCAGAUGUGAUGAGCCCGGCCAUGGUAGCCCUGUCCAACAAGCUGAAGCUGAAGCGGCAGCUGGAGUAUGAGGAGCGAGCCUUCCAGGACUCAAGUGGGGGGGAUCCUCCAGGCAGCAGCACUUCACACUUGCUGUGGAAACGUAUGAAGCGCCUCCAGGGGGGAACCAGCCCCCUGGUGCCUGACAAGUCCUUGAGAAGUCUCCACGUCUCCCCAGACGAAUUCAACAAAAACCCCCUGCGGGGCCUGGGCCAACCCCUACGACACCUGCCAGCCCGUCAGCCACCAUCUGCUGUAAGCCCAGGGGAGAACGCCAAGAGUGGGUUCUCCCCCCAGUGCUACGCUGCCCCCUACCAGGACUAUAGCCUGCCGCCCACUCACAAGGCGUCAGGCAUAGCAAGCCGGCUGCUCGGGCCUUCGUUUGAGCCCUACCUGCUGCCCGAAUUGACCAGAUACGACUGUGAGGUGAACGUCCCAGUGCCAGGCAGCUCCACGCUCCUGCAAGGAGGGGACCUGCUUCGGGCCCUCGAUCAGGCCACCUGAGCCUGGGCUCUGUGCCGGCCACACCCCUGCCGACACUGUCCUGCCAGCUUCUCUCUCUAUAUCUGUUUUCGCAACUAGGUAUUUCUAACACCAGCAAACUUUUUACAAGAUGACUUACCUGGCCAACAUGCCCAGGUCAUCGAGCAGUGGCCUUUUUCUGAGAUGCUCACUUAAUCGUCCUUAUUUUUAAAAUACACAGUUGUUUUACCUGCUAUGUUUUACUAUCAGUGAAAAUGUUCUUAAAUUUUAUAAGAUCCUCCCUCCCCACCUUCAAUGACUUCUAAUUUAUAUUAGCCAGAGUUUUCCGUCUCACACCCACACCAUCCGUACUAACAAGCCUGGGGUGUGUUUGCUCUCCAGUAGGAAAGCUUUGGCUUCGUUUAACUGAGAUUUUUUGUUAUUGUUGUUGCCAAAGAAAACUAAAGGAUUUUGCUUUCUAAAUGUGGUUUGUGGCUUUUCUCUUUCAAAGAUUUUCUCGUUUGCUUUUUUAAAACUUAUCACCAUAUUGUAAAUUUCACUCUUUUUGUUGUUAAAGCUGACUGCUCUAAUUUUGAUAUGACCUAUGGGGAAAAGGCAAUGUGAAAGGCGAACUCCAGCGUACACGGUUACCUGUGAAAGUUGCGCAGAGUGGCUUUCUUGCACAGUGUAGCUUUCUUGGAACUGCUUGGUGCCCCCCCAGUCGGGUGGAUUUUUUUUUUAUUAUUAUUCAGAAGCAUAACUGAGUUUUUUAAAGGAAAAUUUAUAUCUGGGUUAAGUGUUUAUCAUAUAUAUGGGUACUUUGUAAUAUCUAAAAACUUAGAAAUGGAAAUGGAAUCCUGCUCACAGAAUCACUUUCAGCCCUUUCCGAAGCUGUCCGUCUCUCUCCCGCGGGGCUGCCAGCGCUGUGGGACUGUACAGGACUCCCGCGGCCUGCGCUAACGCUGCUCGCUGCUCACACUCUGCACUUGCUGCUGGCUUUUGCUUUGGUGAUUCGCCGUAGGUGUGGCAAACAUCCUGCGUGGGAGCGUCCCCGCUGUCUUCUUCUUGUGUCCCUCCUUGUGUCCCCGCGUGUCAGGUGUGGCUGUGUGCAGGAGUGCGGCUGCCACCUGGGGUGGGGCUGGGGAGAUGGGCUGAGGGAGAGGGACUGCUUAAACUUCUCUUCAGGUUGUGUUGCUAGCCCUUCAAGUGCACUGAGCUGCCUGACCGUAUCCAGCCCUCAAGCGGCAUGUUUGGCUAUUUCCAGAACUACCAUGAAAUGGUUUGGAUGGGAAUUCGUGAAAGCCAGUAAGGCUUCGGAAAUUACCUGGUCCACAUCCUCCUAGCGCACGACCUGGGAGCGACCCAGACAGAGGGCACCCAAGGGAGGGUCACUGUCCCUCCCUCAGCCCUGCCAGGCCAUGGUGCAGCAACCCCGCCCGCAGGCAGCAGGCAGCCCUACCAGGGAGGGGCCUUACCUCAGGUUCUCUGAGAUGUCAGUCACAUGAAGUGACAUGUAUAGGUAGGAAGCACUGAAAAUAGUGUUCCUGGAGCACUUUGUAACUCACUGGGUAAGAGGGACGACACCUUUGGGUUUUUAAAUACCAAUCAACGUGGAACUUCUCUGUUGUGGGUACAAUAAGAAGUUUCUAGAUACCCACAAAGCAUAUCAAGCUGAGAAUUUAGUAAGCCAAGAGGGACUUAUUGCCAAGCCAAAAAUUAACUUCUAAAAGAAAUCUAAAUUUUAUCAGAAAAAUUAUGUAAUCACUGUGCUGCUGAAAGGCCACUUGAGCAGCACAGUGGGUCCCGCCAUGCAGGGGCAGAACUUGAAGGGUUACUGACACCUAACCGCUGGUAUUUGAUUUCCUGUGUGUGUUGCCUCAGCAUCCAGGGCAUUUGUACCCUUGCAGUUUGACUAAAACACUCUAAAAAUUAUUCCAAGCUUCAUAUUAACCUUACCUGUCAACGUAACAACUUCAUGAACAUUAUUAUAUUGUUGAAUUCCUACUGACAUUAUAACUGUAUGGGAGCUUAACUUUAUAAGGAAAUGUAUUUUGACACUGAUAUCUUAUUAAAGUAUUCUGAUCCUA
Messenger RNA from Octodon degus (degu), 5196 nucleotides. RefSeq names its product endothelial PAS domain protein 1 (gene Epas1). NCBI's taxonomy places the organism in Eukaryota, Metazoa, Chordata, Mammalia, Rodentia, Octodontidae. Gene Ontology annotation, biological process: regulation of transcription by RNA polymerase II; cellular response to hypoxia. The coding region runs from base 542 to 3151 and encodes 869 amino acids. Gene Ontology annotation, cellular component: cytoplasm; nucleus; transcription regulator complex. The transcript is spliced from 16 exons. Gene Ontology annotation, molecular function: protein dimerization activity; RNA polymerase II transcription regulatory region sequence-specific DNA binding; DNA-binding transcription factor activity, RNA polymerase II-specific. The record is from RefSeq and is a predicted model, not a curated record.